CCUGACAAAGCGCCGUGCUGGCUUCAGUUGAGUUGACUUGCUGUUCUUCUUUCAAAUUGUCUUCCAGUUGCCUUCUUGUCCAAGCCGGAAGGUCUGGUGACUCCAAAGAAAGAAGGGAAUGGGAUGAAAAGGAGGAAGGGCAAAGGCAAGGGAAAGAAGAGAGACCCAUGCCUGCGGAAGUACAAGGACUUCUGUAUUCAUGGAGAAUGCAGAUACCUGCGGGAGCUGAGAGCGCCGAGCUGCAUCUGCCAGCCAGGGUACCACGGCGAGAGAUGCCACGGCCUCACGCUCCCGGUGGAAAACCCCUCCACCGGUUACGACCACACCACGGCCUUGGCCGUCGUCGCGGUGGUGCUGUCGUCCCUGUGUCUCCUCCUCAUCGCCCUGCUGCUGCUGCUCAGGUGUCACAAACGAGGGGUUUACGAUGUGGAAAACGAAGAGAAAAUUAAGUUGGGCCUCACUGGAAACCACUGACGGCUUUGGGGGCCUGCAAGGUAAGCCUGGCGCGGGUGCUGUGGCACGCCGGGGCUGCCUGCGCGAGGCUGCCUGUGGCCCUGCUGGGCAGCAAAGGCGCAGGGAGUGGGCCUGGAUCCCCGUGUGGCAGAGCGGCUGGAGAACCCACCAGCCCAGUCCCAGUGUCUCUUGCAGCCUCGUGUCCUCCUAGGACUGAGCCCAAACCCCACUUCUCUGGCUCAGCCCCCAGCCCCCUCUGGCUGCUGCUCCUCUAUGCGUCCCCCUUCCUCUGCUCUGCCCCCCAAGCCUCCUGUCUCCCUGGCUCCCCCCUCUGGUCCUGGCCUCCCCUCGCCAUAACUGGGAGCUGUUUUUUACUGUUCCUCCCUGUCCCUCGGGGAUUCCCCUUCCUCCGCCCCACUGAGUCAUCCCCCUUCUUCAGCUCUUGCCUUAGAAAAUCCCUCCCUUCUGCCCUGACUACUCAGGCCCCGGCGUGUGUGGCCCACGGGGCCUGCUCUGCGACCGCAAUUGCGGCUGCGCCCGCCCCAGGGGGACUGCGCGUUGGCGGGGGAGGGGAAAUGCCCCUCGGUUGGUCUGGAC
Pelodiscus sinensis (Chinese soft-shelled turtle) is the source of this 1050-nucleotide messenger RNA. NCBI's taxonomy places the organism in Eukaryota, Metazoa, Chordata, Testudines, Trionychidae. The record is from RefSeq and is a predicted model, not a curated record.